Messenger RNA from Oryctolagus cuniculus (rabbit), 1195 nucleotides. It is a transcript of the gene SPEM1, whose product is annotated as spermatid maturation 1. Lineage: Eukaryota; Metazoa; Chordata; Mammalia; Lagomorpha; Leporidae. Gene Ontology annotation, cellular component: cytoplasm. Gene Ontology annotation, biological process: flagellated sperm motility; sperm individualization. The record is from RefSeq and is a predicted model, not a curated record.
AGGGAGGGAUGAGGUGGUCAUGGAACUGGGAUCGUCUGGAGGGUAAGAGCAGGACCUGGGUCAGUGCGGAGAUUGAAGCCAUGGUGCAGUGCUAAGAGGAGGGGCCCUUAGCACAUUGUGAGGGACAGCCCCAGCGUGAUUGUGACCCGCUUUCUCCCGGCCAGGACCCUCUAGCUCUGUGGACACUGUGGGCACAGUGGGCUGGGGGGGCCUAAGGGCCCUGGUGGCCCUGGGGACGGCCAUGGCCAUGGCUGAGCGGCCACGGCCUUGCUGGGCCUAUCACAGCCCCAACCACAACAAUUGCCAGGACGUGGGCAACUCCAUCCUGUUGCUCUUGGGCCUCAUCAUCUGCAUUAACAUUGGCAUCAACAUGGUGACCCUGCUCUGGAGCCGACUCCGCGUCAUCUUAUACCGAGUGUUCUGUGCCAUCUGUGAGAAAGAAGCCCCUAAACCGCCCCCCCCACCUGAGAAGCCAGCUCAGCCCUCGAAGCAAGGUGUCCCGGAAGUCCACCUCCGAUGCACCAUGGACCCUGUGAAAAUGACCGUGACCCCUCCACCGGUUCGCCGCCAUCGCCGCCGAGGCUCUCCCUCACGCCGUGCCCACCGCCCCGUGGUUUGGGCACCUGACACGGAUGACGAGAAGGUCUCACCUCAGCACCCAGCAAUCUGCUCCCACCACUGUGACGGCCCCAAGAACUGGGAAGGCUUCCAGUCCAUCCAGGGCGUCUGGGCUCCCUGGACUCCAGACGCUCUGGAGCCGGCUCCCCACACCAUCCGCUUCCAGUCAAACAUAGAGGAGAGGCCCCACAAAAUGGACUUACGAUCGGAGCUGGGCCUGGAGGCCUACGUGUACCCUGUCAACCCCCCGCCUCCCAGCCCUGAGGCCCCGUGCCACAGGAACAGCGGGGCGGGGGCAGAGGCGGGCGCGGAGGCCGAGGCCGCCCAGUGCCAGGCUCAGCCCGCCCCUCCGCCCAUCCUGGGCCCCGCAAUCGUUCCCGAAAUUCCCCGGCGCCGCUCCUCAGUCCGAAUAGUGUAUGAUGCCCGGGACGUGAGGCGGCGGCUUCGGGAGCUGACGCGGGAGGUGGAGGCCCUGGCCCGCUGUUACCCUGUAGCCUCUGGGUCCAGCACUGCUGAGGCAGCAAGUAAAGACUGGGUGUAUCGUUUCCUGACUGCAAGGUGAAUCGGAGCGGGGUCG